AUGGCAAGCAGAGACAGAGAGCAAUCCAAAUGUUGCUUCAAAGAGUGGAUGGAGCUUCAAGAACAAGACCUCUCAGAGCUCCUCCAAGCCCUGAAACUAGACCCCCAAAACAAAGACCAGUUAAAACAUUUAGCAGAGAAAGGCAUCCGUCACUUCCAAGAUUACAUAAACAAGAGAACCCAACUUGCCCGCAGAGACGUCUCUACCUUCUUUUCCCCCACUUGGUGCACUUCAUGGGAAAACUCUCUGCUUUGGAUCGCUGGCUGCAGGCCCUCUUUGUUUUUCAGGCUCGUUUAUGUGCUUGGCGGGUCAAAAAUGGAGUCAAAGCUCUCUGAGUUCCUCCAAGACACAAGAGAAGGCAGCCUUGGUGAGGUUCUGACGUGCUCGCAGCUCGUUGUAGUCAACAGUUUGCAGAGCAAGACCAUUAGAGAGGAGGAGAGGUUAACAGGGGAGCUGGCAGUUCUGCAAGAGAACAUAGCGGACCAGCCAAUUGCAAUGAUUGCAAAGGGUUUGAGCCAACUUGGGGAGAUGAACAGAGAAGUGGAGGAGGCUCUGGAUGAGCAUGGCCAAGCCAUGGUGAGAAUUUUGGAGGAGGCAGAUCAGUUGAGGCUAAGCACUGUCAAGGAGCUUGUGAACAUAUUGACACCUCUUCAGGCUGUUGAUUUUCUGGUGGCAAGUAAGAAGCUUCACUUGUGUGUGCAUAAGUGGGGCAGGAACAGAGACCAAAAGCUUGGGAGGGAAAAUCUGGAAGAUUAA
This is a messenger RNA of Prunus armeniaca (apricot), 756 nucleotides long. The record is from the annotation of a GenBank genome assembly. Lineage: Eukaryota; Viridiplantae; Streptophyta; Magnoliopsida; Rosales; Rosaceae.